This is a messenger RNA of Cuscuta campestris, 2517 nucleotides long. NCBI's taxonomy places the organism in Eukaryota, Viridiplantae, Streptophyta, Magnoliopsida, Solanales, Convolvulaceae. The record is from the annotation of a GenBank genome assembly.
GGUUAAGGUUUACAAUUAUCAAUGAUGUAAUACCAAACAACAUGAUGCAUGAGUUACACUGCGCAGGGACCCCCUGCCCUUCAGUGAUCAUCCCCACGCGGUAGAUGAGCCGAGGAACGCCUUAGUCAUCCCAAUGGAGACUAGAAUGUGGGUGAUAGCUAAGCCUAGCUACCAUGUACGUACACCAGCCCUCAUGAUGAAAACCCGUUGGAUCCCGCAGGUUCCUGAACGGGCCCACGGAAGAGGCGCACUGGGCCCGACCCCUUGCUGUGGUAAAACUGAUUUCUCCUCAAGAACUCUCAUUGAUUCCAUAUCUAUGUUUGUGAGGCAAUGGUUGGCUGCUAAAAUUCCCAAAAAGCUUAAGGGUGCAGAUGCUUGGCUCAAUGAGAAGAAGUUACUGCCUUUCUUCCCUAAGGCCCAUAAAAUUCGAGUUGUUAAGUGGUUAGCUCCUCCUAAGGGGCGCCUCAAGCUUAACAUUGAUGCAUCCUUCACCUCUGGGUCCAAACGUGGUGCAGCGAUUCUUCGAGAUGAUGAGGGCAGAUUUGUGCGUGCGUCUUCCUUUUCAGUCUCUGGUUCAUCCCCCUACCAAGCCGAACUAGACACCUCCAUCAAAGGUAUUAAAUGGGCUCUCAACCUUCAUCAUCUUCUUGUUUAUGAAACUGAUGCCUUGGAGAUUUUGAAGAGAAUUGGAUAUUACACGUAUUACACUCAUUCUCCUUUUCCGAUAGAUACCUUAGCCAAACUGAUUCAUGAGAAUGACGUCUGGCGCUCACAUACCUUGCGGGAAGACCGAGCUCCUCCUCCUAAAGCUGGCAUGUAUGAAGUAGACCAAUUCACAACCCUCAAGGCUAGUAUGGAGAGCAUCGUGAAACAAGCUAUCAAGGAACACCUCGGAGCUUCCCAUCCACGUCCUAAUUUGUAUACUGAACCAGUGAAUCAAGCUGAAAUCUAUGGUUCUGGUAGUCACCACCAGUCAGAUCUUGUCUUGUCUUGUGAGCACUGCUUUCAAAAUCAUCUUUCCUCUGCUUGUCCCUUGAUUGAACCACCCCAUCCGAGUAAGGCUAAAGACCUUAAUCUAGCACAAUACGCGAAUAAAGGGGAAGGGCCUUGGGCCCAGAACAAUCAGGAGCAAUGGCGGGAAAGAAACAACUUUCCAAGAAAAAUCAUCCCAGGGAUGACUAUAAACAGGGAAGCAGAAAGUAUGGCUAACUGGGCCCAGGAAUGCUAUGAAAAUGAGCCUUCUGAGAUUAACAGGGUCAAUUUCAACAAGGCUAAAGCAGAACUCUUAUUGGCCACAGAUUAUGAAUACCAUUUUUGGAAGCAGAAAGCUAAUAUUAGAUGGAUGGAAGAGGGUGAUUCUAAUUCUAAAUUCUUUCAUGCUUUUGUUAAAGGUAAGAGAAGCAGAUCAAUUAUUAGAUCCAUUGAGGAUGCUAAUGGAACUCUGAUUUCCAAUCUUGGAGAGAUUAAAAACAUAGCCAUUGAUCACUUCACUUCUCUUUUCUCUACCAGGAAGCAAAUUUCUGUUAAUUCAAUUCUGGAGUAUAUGGAAGCAGGCAUUUAUGAGGAAGACAACACCUACCUUACCUCUCUACCUACAGGGGAAGAAAUAAAAGAAAUAGUAUGGAGUCUUAAUCCAGACAGUGCUCCAGGUCCAGAUGGGUUCAAUGGUAAGUUCUUUAGGAGCUGUUGGCACAUUAUCAACAAGGAUGUUAUUAGUGCCACUCAUGAAUUUUUCCUUGGAGUUCCAGUCCCAACUAGCUAUGGCAGUACCUUCCUCAGCCUUAUUCCAAAAAUAAAUGAUCCUAGACAGUUUGGGGAUUACAGGCCUAUCUCUCUUUCCACCUUUAUGAGCAAGAUUAAUACUAAGAUCUUAGCAAACAGAUUACAGAAACUCCUUCCUAAAGUGAUCUCUGCUGAACAAACUGGCUUUCAAACUCAUAAGGGGAUUGAGGAACAAAUACUUCUCACAGAAGAAAUGGUUCACAAGAUUGAUAGUAGCACCAGGGGAAGAAAUGUUGUUAUCAAACUUGACAUGGCCAAGGCAUUUGACAACAUGGAAUGGGACUUUAUUAGAGUUAUGCUUAAUAGUAUGGGGUUUUCCUUACAGUCCACUCAACUCCUUUUAGCUAACCUGCAAGCUACUCACAUCUCUAUUUUGAUUAAUGGGAGUCCCUGUGGUUUUUUCAAAAUGGCAAGGGGGGUGAAACAGGGAGAUCCUUUAUCUCCAUUACUUUUUAUCCUUGCUAGUGAAGGCCUGAGCAGAAUGAUUAUGAGUCAAAUGGAGUCUGGAACUAUUGCCAACUACAAUACUGGUAGGGACAUUCUUGUGAGUCACCUAGCUUUUGCUGAUGAUAUUAUUAUUUUCAGUAACGGAGAUGGGAAGAAUCUUAGAAAACUAAAGAAGUGUCUCACAAUAUACAUGGAUGCCUGAGGCCAGGAGGUCAACUAUUCAAAGAGCGGGUUUUACUGUGGCAAAAAGUGUACUACAGUAGACAUCAAUAAGAUAAGUUCUAUACU